Messenger RNA from Menidia menidia (Atlantic silverside), 378 nucleotides. The record is from the annotation of a GenBank genome assembly. Lineage: Eukaryota; Metazoa; Chordata; Actinopteri; Atheriniformes; Atherinopsidae.
CAGGUGCGGCUCCCUAACUGCAACCUUGAAGAUGAGAAGAGCUUGAAGAAGAAGGGUAGAGGAAGCUUUGACCACAGAGAGAUUCAGCGCUGGGACAAAGCCACCAAAACCUACAUUGACGUUGAAAGACCUUACAUUGUGGCUACCUACAACAAAUACAUGGGAGGUGUGGAUUUGUUGGACUCAUUUAGAGCAAAAUACAAGUUCACCCUGAAAUCCCGCCGAUGGUACAUGUACAUCUUCUGGCACACCAUCACCCUCGCCGUGGUCAACGCCUGGCUCCUCUACAAACGGCACUGUCAGGCUCUCGCGAUGCCAAAGAAGGAGAUGCUAAACAUGAGAAAGUUCCAGGCACAGCUAGCAUCCUCUCUCAUCCUG